CCUCCCUUGGGGAGCUGCAGGGGGCUGCGCUCUGGGGGAUGCCGAGGAGAGGAGAUCUUGAAUGAAUUGAGCCAAUUGCUUUGGCAAACAGCCACUGUCACAGGAACCGUGUCACUGGGAGGAAAAGAAGCGGGUUUCAAGUUCCCUGAACUGCUCUGAGAGGAGUGGUCCGAGGCCACAGGAACCCUGGGAAGACCUGUGAGAAGGUGUUCGCAGCUGGGUCCAGGGACCAGUCGCUGAGAACUGUAUUUGUAUAUCCUGGACACCAUCACAGUGAACGAGGAUGGAGGAUGUUGAUUACAACUCUUCUGUCGCCUACGAUGAUGAGUAUUUGGAUGACUUUGAACCCAUUGUGGUUUUGGAGGAGUACUCUCCACUGGAAGCCAGGGUGCUCAGGAUCUUCCUGGUGGUGGUCUACUGCAUCAUCUGCUUCCUGGGGAUCCUGGGUAAUAGCCUGGUUAUCAUCAUUUGCACUUGCAAGAUGAAGAAGACGGUGAACACCGUGUGGUUCCUUAACCUGGCUGUGGCGGAUUUCCUGUUCAAUGUUUUCCUGCCAAUCCACAUUGCCUACACAGCCAUGGACUACCACUGGGUGUUUGGGAAAGCCAUGUGCAAAAUCAACAACUUCCUGAUCAACUACAACAUGUACACCAGCGUCUUCUUGUUGACCAUCAUCAGCCUUGACCGCUGCAUCUCGGUGCUUCUUCCUGUCUGGUCCCAGAACCACCGCAGCCUCCGGCUGGCCUAUGUGGCCUCUGUGGCUAUCUGGAUCCUGGCUUUCUUCCUGAGUUCUCCAUCCCUUGUCUUCCGUGACACCAUCGAUGUUCAUGGGAAAACAUACUGCUUCUACAACUUCAGCCUGACUGGGACUGGGACUGGGCCUUCCCACCAUCCUGGUGGCCACUCCACAGACCCCGUGGUGUACAGCCGCCACCUGAUGGUGACCAUCACGCGUUUCCUCUGUGGCUUCCUGCUCCCCAUCCUCAUCAUCACAGUUUGCUAUCUCACCAUUGUCUUCAGGUUGAGGCGCAACCGCCUGGCCAAGACCAAGAAGCCCUUUAAAAUAAUUGUAGCCAUUAUUGUCACCUUCUUCCUCUGCUGGGGUCCCUACCAUACACUCUACCUGCUGGAGCUCAGGCAAGCCACGGGGUCCAGCUCCGUCUUCAGCUUGGUCAUGUCUCUGGCCUCCGUCAUCGCCAUUGCUAACAGCUGUGUGAACCCCAUCCUGUACGUCUUCAUGGGUCAGGAUUUCAAGAAGUUCCAGGUGGCCCUCUUCUCCCGCCUGGCCAAUGCUCUGAGCGAGGACACCGGCCACUCCUCUUACGCUAGCCACAGAAGCAUCACCAAGAUGUCAUCAGUGAAUGAGCGGACUUUGAUGAAUGAGAAGGAGACCAGCAUGCUUUGAGUCUCACUUGGGAAAGCCCCAGAGGGCACUCCCAACCCAGGGA
Castor canadensis (American beaver) is the source of this 1448-nucleotide messenger RNA. It is a transcript of the gene Cmklr1, whose product is annotated as chemerin chemokine-like receptor 1. Gene Ontology annotation, cellular component: plasma membrane. NCBI's taxonomy places the organism in Eukaryota, Metazoa, Chordata, Mammalia, Rodentia, Castoridae. Gene Ontology annotation, biological process: complement receptor mediated signaling pathway; phospholipase C-activating G protein-coupled receptor signaling pathway; inflammatory response. Gene Ontology annotation, molecular function: complement receptor activity; G protein-coupled receptor activity. The record is from RefSeq and is a predicted model, not a curated record.